CGUGCUAGUAGCAGUCACCAUCGGUUAGCGGAAUAGUUAAUUGAGCUAGUCGAGAUUUGCUAUGGAUACAUUUGUUUUAGGAACGUCUAACAGUCACUUGGCCAUGUCGUCCUUCAACAAACAAAGACCAAAGGCUUUGGGUGUCCAGCGCAUCAUUGACAUGUUUGGCUCCAGUCACAAAAACAGAUGGAUUAUAACCUAAAUGAUGAUGUUCUUGAAGAUGUUUCGACCAACUUGGGAGGCAGCAGACAGAAGUGCAGAAUCAAUCGAUGACAUGACCGAUGCAGCGAGUGCUCCCACACCAAUCACGGAGAUGUAGCUGGGACAGAGAUAAUGAAGGGCAAUUGGCAAGCUCAUACCAGCUUUCCCUUCUUCAUAUGGGCUGGGAGUACCAUACGUGGUCUGGUUCCAGUCUGAGAAGCAUUAGGCAGAUGUUAUUACAAACAAACCCAUGAACAAAAUACCAGGGCCCCAGAGACUAUGUGAUUAGUAGUAGAAGUAGUAGUAGUAGUAGUAUCCUGUCCAGGAUGCGUCUGCUGAACAUACGGCCCCGACUGGCCCGGAACUGCCGUUAACUGGAGGAGCGGCAUUUCCAGUCAGCCGAGAGCGUGUGUCUUGAGUGAGUGUUUUGCCAAUGUGCGUAUCAGGUAUCCUGGCAACCACCUCUGACUUGUAACUGGACCUUCCGUGAAGCCGAGCUCUGUGAAUGACCGCUCUGAGGAUCAGGUUCUGCCCGUGUUUGACUGGACAACAGAAUGGGACAACUGGGUAUAUUCCUCACCGAAAAGAGACACUUUAGCCAUUACUGGUAAAGACAGGCGUACUCAGCAUUUGAAGGGGCGAUGGGUUACCUCCCUGUCAAGCAGACCAGUAUAUUUAAACAAAAACCCCUGGACGUCUACCUCGGACUGCUGCUGCUGCUGCUGCUGAAGAAUGUGAUGCACAACCAAAGUUUAAUGCCACAUUGUCAUGCGAGGACAGACGAUAGCAGUUUUCCCAACUUCACAUCUGACCCAGGAUCUCCUUUCUUUUUCAAGGUCCCUUCUCCUGAAACACUGGGACUCAAACAGCACUAUCAGCUUACACUGGCGGAUGGUGGCAGCACUUUGCCACACUGGAUGGUUUUUAAGCAACAGAGUCACACUCUAGCUGGCUUAGCUCUGCUCGAGGACUGCGGGAUGUACCACUUAAAAGUGUCUGUGACUGUUGAGCAGUGCGUUGGACACUUCUACCUGCACAUCCUUAACAAAACUGGGAGUGGGGAGAGCCAAGCCAGAAAUACUCUGUCCUGUCCUGAGGGGGAAAUUACUACAUGGGCUAACCUUCUCCUUCUGCUGAAUCCCGUCACUCUUGACGCCAGCCAGCGUCUUCGUUUGGUCAGCACCUUGGCCGGACACCUCCACCUUCCAGUGGGCUCGGUUUUCCUGUUUUCAAGAAGAAGUUCCCUCAAACAACAACAACAACAAAACAAGCUUGGGGUUUGGGGACAAAGUGGGCUUGCUGAGAUGUCUCCAGAUGUCUCAGGAGAUGUUGCUGAACUCCUGUGGCCUGUCUGCUGUCCAGGAGAGAGAAGACCUGAUUUUACCCAAACGCUGGAACACGGCGUGAAGAUGGAGGAGUUGGCAAGACUGCUGGAAGCUACCAUUUUGGAAUGGAAGGGGGUUUGUGAAGUGAUCUUUCCAUGUACAACUCAUCUCCAUUCAUUGACAUAUUCUCUUCCUUUAAAACUGGAACAAAUGCACACGGAGGGUUCAACAGGAAGUGCUGUAAACUAUCAAAACAGGCAGCCUUUCCUGCAGCCCUCAAACACACUGGCUGCUAGUUUCCCACUUGUAUUGGAGAAGAUUCUGGCGUGGCAUGCUUUUCAGACGCCGAUCUACCACUCGGACGUAAACCCAGAGGCACCGGGAGUUACGGAAACAGAUUAUAUGCAGGAAAUACAAGGAUCUUCAAUCUGUGGUCAUCCAAACUGGUUUCCACUUCACCGUUCAGAGCCAACUGUGUUUUCUGCCUCCAAAGCAGAAACUAGCUGUUGCGAGCAAGUAACGGCUCUUAUUUCCGAGUAUUUCUGGACCGCAGACUUUUCGUCACCACCAUCUGUGGUCUUAACAUCGUCCACACUGCACACUACUAUUUACUCCUCACUGCCAAUGACCCCGGCCAUUUACAGUGACACUUCCACUCUGACACAUGAGGCCGUCGAUGGGCCAUCGCAGGCCACUCGUCUGACCUUUGGACCUCAUCUGAAGGAAACCGCCCGGUGGACUGAAUACUACAGAGCCAGCCACACUGACUCAGAAAGACGGCCCACUGUGAGCUCACUGGGUCACGUCAUCUUUAGCCAAGAACCUACAAAAGACCUCGACUCAGCGCUCCACAAAAUCCCGUCUGUUUCUCAUCGCUCACCUCUGACAGAGAAACAUAAUGAUGUCCUGCUGCUCGGCUCCAGAUUAAAGCCAACUCAGACGCCACCGACAAACCGAAUACAGAGGACUCGGCUGUUUCCGAAUGAGCAAUUGUCGAUACAUCAGUGUACGGAGACGAUUGAACAUCUGCUGGCAGCUUCACCCGGGAUGAGUCAGGACGCGAUGUCAGCAACCACAUUAGCGCGUCACCUGACACUGUCUGGACAAAUUGAACUGGAGUUUACACCAGCGGUACCUUCUGAACCUUUGAGUGGACGACUUGAGACGUCAUUUACUACAAACCCCCUAUUUAGUGUAGAGUUUCUGAACUCAUCACCAUCUUUUGGCUCAGUGUUGCAGACCUCCAAACGUUGUCACGACGCUUCUUCGAGUCUUCAAAGCAGAGUUGUGAUGGACUUACAGUCAAACUCUGUCACAGACAUUAAUUGUGAAACACAGACAGUCAUUUCAGGCAUUUCACCGACACCAGUAACACCAGCGCAAAUGAGCUUCUCUUUUACCCCCCAAAUAACUUCAAUCCCAUUGAGCACAUUAAAGGGCCAGUCCUUUGAAGACCAAACAUCUGUCAGAUCCAGUCAUGAAAGUAUGCCAUUCAUGCUGUCAUUGAAACAGACUACUGUGCCAACACUGCAGCUUGAGCAGACCCAGCUCAUUCAUAACUCCUCCAACAUAUUCUUUACCCACGCAAUAACAAGCAGCGUGUAUUUAAAUGCAACAACUACUAAAAUAGACCCAAGCUGGAUAUUGCAGGAUGAUCCAACUCAUCCUGCAAUAUCCAAGAGCAUUGGAUCAGUGUCUGGGGUAAAUUCUGGUCCAACUGCUCCCUCUACUGCUCAAGAGCCGUACCCUGCGUCUUCCAUUCAUUCAAUACAGAGUCUGGAGCCUUCAUUCCCAUCGUGUGGCCAGGAUCAUGUGUAUGUUAGUGAUUGCACCCCACCUAUUCCCAGCACCUACCUCGAGAGCUCAUCGGAUCAUGUUCUUACCUUUACAGCAAGUUUCCCUCCAACUGAGAUCUACUGGACUGCUUCUCCAUCACAGAUUUUAUCAUUUGAUUCAAGUGGAAAAGUCUUUUCUACAAUUCCAUUGCCCACCACCAACCUCUUCUCAGAUAGUAGCAUCUCCACGAUAACGUACACACCGUUAAUUGGCGUUGGCCUUUCCUCAGCUACAAGACAAAGCUCAGUCGGGCCACCACAGUCUUCAUCUUUUAUGUCAGAUUCCUUGAAUCUUCCACCCAAAGUGCUGCAGUCCAUUCCAGUGCUCAUGGCCACUGUUGGCUUCCCCUUUCUCUACUCGAUCCCUUCUAAAACCUUUCUGGAUCCAGAAGAUGGUGAAGCAGAUUCACUCUCCCUGGAGAUCAGACUGACUGACGGGCCUCCCCUCAGUGUUGGGACGUGGUUGGCUCUGGAUGGUCUGGAUCUUCACGGGGUUCCUCUGGAGGUGGACAUGAAGUUUGCUCCACAGCACCUCCUCCUGGUCGCCCGGGACAGACAGGGUCUGAGCACCACGCUGCCAAUGACUCUGGAUCUGCAGCACAGGCCAGUUGAACCGUGUCACUUUUUCACCAUGACGGCAAAACGCAGCCUCCACUCCAUCCUCCGUCAUCGCCACCUUGUGGACGACCUGCUGUGGAAACUGUCUGGCUAUUUUAACAGCUCCCACAGCCACCACCUUUCUGUUGUUUCCAUGACUCCUGGGUCCACAGUGAUUUCAUGGUACAACCACACCUUUUGUGAAAUGGGGCAAAUCAAGAGAACACAUUGCAAUGUUGAUCAAAUACACAGCAUGUGGUUGGCAAUGGUGUCUACAGGUGGAUCCGUCAACCUUAAAUUCAGAGAAGCAAUGCUUCCAGAGUUUCCCAUCACUAAAGUUGGACCUGUGAGCUACAGACAGGACUGUUUUACUGCAUCUCCCCCUCCCACAUUUGGCAGUUAUACCACUGCUGACUACACCACUAUGAAUCCAGGUUCAGGCACCAAUACUUCCCUCUGUCCCACCUCUAACUCAUCUGCAUCUACGUCCAUCACCCCCAACUCUUAUCAGUGGAUGGCUGCUAUGUUUACAGCUCUCCUCAUCGUCUGCCUACUCAUCCUAAUCAUCCUCCUCGUUGCCGUAGCUCUUUACUUCUGCAAAGGUUCUGGAACGUCAAGAACAGUCACCACUUGGCCUUCAAACCGCCAGCUGUCGGUUCACAGCAGAGAUCUAUGGGCCAUUGGUCCAAGGCGUCCUCCGUUGCUUCAGUCUGAGCGGCCUCCUCCACUGAGACUCUGGAUCAAUCUCACACAAGAUGAGAGGCCACUUUCAGUUGAGAAAGGACCAAACAUGCGCGACAAGGCCCUGCGGCCUCGUCCUCCAUAUUAUGAUUUUUCAGAUAUAUAGUCAAAACAAACAAAACAGAAAAAUCCUCAUGUUUGUACCAACAUAAUCUCAAUGUUCCAGUCCCGCAAGUGCAAAUGGUUGAUAUAGAAUUAUGCACUCACGUGAUCCAAAAAUAUCUUUCAACAUAA
Molecule: messenger RNA, 4933 nt
Organism: Solea solea (common sole)
Lineage: Eukaryota; Metazoa; Chordata; Actinopteri; Pleuronectiformes; Soleidae
Exons: 8
Coding region: 843-4805 (1320 amino acids)
Biological process (GO): muscle attachment; nerve development; axon guidance
Cellular component (GO): dystroglycan complex; sarcolemma
Molecular function (GO): calcium ion binding; laminin binding
Source: RefSeq, a predicted model, not a curated record